GAUGGGAGCCAGCUGUUAUUUAAGGCUUGGCGCUGCGCUGAAGCGUCCGGUGUGAACCCGGCGUUAGUAAAUAACUCACAAUGCGUUGCUUAGCAUAGGUCACAUACUACGUUGCUCUGAUUGGUUGUAGGUCUAUCCAAUUGAGCGAAGAAGAAUUUUACUUCCUGGUCAGUUGAAACACGCCCCAUAAUCACAGCCCAAUGGAGCGGUCUCAGACUCACAUUCUGACUAGAAUUGUGAGUCUGACAACGUCAGGCUACCACUUAUCUGCUCUCCACGUCACACUCACUUGUCACAUAUUUUUCAGAUUUUAUGCACACUGAUUCAUUGCAUUGCACUUCACAUGUGACAGACACAGCAGAUCACGUUUAUGAAUCUCUGUUUUUGGCUUUUUCUGAUGAUUCUCUGAAAGUGUCCAAUCUUUUUUGGUCUGGUUCCAGAAGUGCAGCUGCCGUCUCACUCACUGACCAGCAGUUGGCACUGUUUCGCGUCUCGAAUUCCAGCCCUCACAUCUCGCUCUCCAAGUCUCAUGAUGACAAGUGGCCAGACUUAAGGCCUUUUCCGUUUUGACGGACACUGACAGAUAGCCUUCUUUGUUGUGGAACGCCUUCUCCGGGCUCCACGGAGAGCUUUUCGUGCAGCUCAGAUUUUUCUAACUACGCGUCGGCAUGGCGGAGAGCCUACGGAUAGCCAUUGGCUGUGAUUGGUCCGCUAACAACUAGGGAUGGGUAUCGUUACGCCUUUCUUAAAUAACGCUUGACGACAUUUAAGAAAGGCUUUUUUUAUUGCCAAAUAUAUGAACUGUUUAAAGUAGAUUAUAAAUAUAAAUAAAUACAAAACACUUAAAACUAUGACUAAUAAAUGAACUGUUAACAAAAGUUUACACUAUACUUAAAUAAAUAAAACAUCAUAACAUAAUCCCCAAGCAAUGUCCCAAACAAAAAGACUGCAGGUGUGGCGUGGUGAGUUGUCGCAAACAAUCCAAACAAAGUCAACGCUGUCCUCACCACCUUCCAAGUGCCCAGAAAUGUUCAGUACUUGCAUUAAUCCAUUAUUGACUCCCAGGCAAUAAUCCCGUUUCGGCGAGAAAAUCCCAUGUAGGUCUUAAUUGAUAACAGGCCAUGUAAACAACAAUAUCCACUCAGACAAGAAGCAGUGGAGGGGAUACGUCCUGUUUUUGAAUCCUUUUUGCAGGCUGGUGUAAUUGUCCCCUGCCCUGAUUCACCGGUCCGCACUCCACUGUUCCCAGUUAAGAAGAUCAGAGACAAAGGUCAACCUACUGAGUGGCGGUUUGUGCAGGAUUUGAAGGCUGUGAAUGACGCUGUAAUUUUUACGAUAGCCUAUUGUUCCCAACUUACGCCUAAUGCAGUGUAGUUUUCGGUUGUAGAUUUAUCCAACGCUUUUUUUAGUGUUCCUGUCCACAAGGACAGCCAGUACUGGUUUGCUAUUUUGAAAACAAGGCCUACAAGUUCAUACGCCUAUGUCAAGGCUAUUGUGAGUCUCCAUUUUCAGGUAGUAAAGUACAACUAGACAAAUACUAGGAAUAAGUAAUAAAUUAUGCCAAAAUGAAAGGAACAGAGAAAGAAAGAAAAAAGAGUCAAUUGAAAUAAAAUAAAAUAAAAGGCAUAAAAACAGAACAGAACUAACAAACAAACAAAACUAACAAACAGGGCGUACAACUCAAGACAAUGAAAUGUAUUGAUGCAUCACUAGUAUACUAAAAACAUUAAAAAAACAAAAGAGUUGAUGGCCUAGUGUGAGUCUCAUAGCUGCUCUAGAUCUCCAUCAAAUUGAGCAAGAUGGUCCAGGAAUGGCUGCCAGAUCUUGUAGAAUUGUUUAAGAUUGUUUGUCAAACUAUAUCGGAUCUUCUCCAUAUGUAAUAGAGAAAAAAGUUCUGAUAGCCACGUCUUGAAGAGUGGCACUGCUUCUGACUUCCACAGCCUUAGAAUCAGUCUCCUUGCAAUUAACAUUCCUGACAUGAUGGUGUGCUGUACUGGAAUACUUCGAGGCAAAAGAGACAGGGAGAAGCCAAACAGUGCCACCUCUGGCUCAGGUUUGAACAUGUCCAGAAAAGGUGGGUUAAGGAUCCGUCAGCAGAUUUACAUCGAUCACACAAAGGAGAGACAGUAGGAUAUAUUCUAUGUAGUUUGGUUUUCGAAUAAUGGAGUCUAUGCGUAACCUUAAACUGGAUUAAGUGAUUUCUGGCAUUAAUAGAACAGUAUUGGAUUCUGCUGAGACCCUCCUGCCAAACAAUGUCAUCAAUCUGGAGACCCAGUUCCUCCUCCCAAGCCUUUUUCAAAGAGUGGGUGGCAUAGUUCACUUGUUCAGAGAAUACCCUGACAAAGCUUGAAAUCAAGCCUUUUGAAUCCGGUGGGCCAAGCCAGAGACUAUAAAUCCUACUUUCGUCAGGGAGAGAUUCAAAUUUAGUCAGGCUUUGGCGGACGUAGUUUCUAAUCUGAAGGUAUCUAAAGAAGUGUGUUGACGGAAGGGAAAACUUGUCUUUUAGUUGAGUAAAUGAGGUAAAAUGUUUGUCAAUGUACAAAUCUUUUAGAACUACGAUGCCUUUUUGUCUCCAACUAUAAAAAGUUGCAUCUGAGAGAGCAGGGGGGAAUGCAUGAUUAUGACACACUGGAGCAUAGAUAGAGGUACCAGGUAACUUGCAGCACUUCUUAAUUUGCUGCCAUAUUUUCAAAGAAUUAAUAAUUAUUCGAUUUUUCAGUUUUGUGAAGGGCAGCCCAGGUGUUGAAAAAAGAAGAGCUGGGAGUGAACUGUCUUUGACAUGUUUCUUUUCAAUGGCUACCCACGCAGGGGUGCUUGUUGAAAUCUCCUGGUUGUAGCCAUCACCCCAGAAUGCAAGAGCUCUAAGAUUUGCCGCCCAGUAGUAAUGCUGGAAGCAUGGCAGCCCAAAUCCACCUUUCUCUCUGGGUUUUUGUAAAUGAGUUUUUGAUAUUCUAUGAGCUUUAAAACCCCAGAUAAAAGGCAUGAUUAUUGAGUCCAGUAACUUAAAGAAUGACUUUGUGAGGAAAAUAGGAAGGUUCUGAAAGAGGUAUAGGAAUCUUGCCAGUGAAACCAUCUUGAUAGCAUUUAUACGACCCACCAUAGAGAGCGGGAGCGUGUGCCACUUGCCAAUAUCUCCUUUUAGUUUUUCCACCUUUUCAUGGAAAUUCAGUUUAAAUAUUAAUUUAGGAUCCUUUGGAAGGGUAACUCCUAGGUACUUCAGCUUGUCUGUAACUUUAAAUGGGAGUUUAUGCAGAAAUUCUGCUUCAUGGUUAUCCCCAAGAGGCAUUAAUUCACUUUUUUGCCAGUUAAUUGUGUAUCCAGAAACUUUCCCAAAUGACUUUAUGAGGUCUAACAGAAUGGGAAUAGACUGUUGAGGCUGUGACAUGAAAAUGGCAACAUCAUCUGCAUAUAGGGAUAGAUGGUGAUCCACAUCUCCCAGGUGAAUGGGUUCAGUAGAGCUGUGCUGCCUGAUACUAAUAGCAAGGGGCUCAAUACAAAUCGCAAAGAGAAGCGGGCUAAGGGGGCAGCCCUGGCGCGUCCCACGAUGUAAUGGAAAUGGAGCUGACCUUUCUUGAUUUGUUAAAAUGGAAGAGGAAGGGUGGGCGUAUAAUAUUUUAAUCCAUGUGACAAAACGGUCACCAAAUCCAAAUUCCUCCAAUACCCUCCACAUAUAUGCCCACUCUAUCUGAUCAAAGCUUUCUCCGCAUCUAAGCAGAGGACUGCCACUUUCUGAUCCUUACUGUAGUUAUGGUACAUUAUGUUCAUUAAUCUUCUAACAUUAAAAAAGGAGAACCUACCAGGAAUGAAACCAGUUUGGUCUGCAUGAAUAAUGGAGGCGAUGUGUUUGCCUAACCUAUUUGCCAUCAAUUUAGAAAAAUUUUCAUAUCAGAGUUCAGCAAUGCAAUUGGACGAUAGGAUGAGGUUUCAAUCUCAUCUCUCCCUUCUUUUGGAAUAAGUGAGAUGUUGGCUUCAUACAAGGAGUUUGGAAAGUUUUGAGUUUCAAAUGAGUGGUUAAACAUCCUGAGCAAGAAUGGAGUCAGCUGUUCAGGGAAUUUCUUAUAUAGUUCGAUUCCAAAACCAUCUGGGCCAGCACUUUUACCAUUGGGAAAGGAUUUUAUAGCAUCCAGAAGCUCUUGAGCAGUAAUGUCAGCGUUAAGCGCUUCACAUGCCUCGUCAUUUAACCUGGGGAGGUUCAGGUUCUUUAGCCACGCAGAGGUGUCCCCUUUAGCUUUGGAUGUAUAUAAUUGUUGAUAAUAUUCCCUGAAGCGCUUGUUUAUAUUGCUGGGGUCAGUGAUAAUGUCCCCAGAUUUUGAUUUGAUUUUAUGUAUAGCUCUGCUAGCCUGCAAACCUCUCAGCUGUCGGGCUAGUAGCUUCUGGGGCUUGUCUCCAAGUUCAAAUUGCUUUUGUUUCAAUUUAAACAGUUGGUCCUGUACCUGGGCAGAUAGUAUAUCGUUAUAUUCAUACCUCAGUUUAAGAAUAUUCUGUAGGGUGACAGGGUCAGCAGAAGAUUUAUAGGCAGUUUCUAGUUGCGUUAGAUCCUUUUCAAUUUCUAAAAGGCGCUUCUUCUUUUUUUUCCUCAUUGAGUUUUCAAAAGAAAUAACGUGUCCUCUAAGCACAGCCUUAAAAGCUUCCCAUAAGGUGGAGUCUGUAACCUCUAGAUUAUCAUUUGUUUCCAAAAAAUCUGAGCUCCUAGCAGAAAUGAACUGAGAAAACGAGGAGUCGGAGAGAAGCGAAGGGUGGAAACGCCAACUAAAGCGCUGUUUCUUAUGGUUGAGGUCAAGCACCAAUGAUAUCGGAGAGUGAUCAGAAAUUAGAAUAUUAUGAUAUGAGGUGGAGAUCACAUUUGAAAUCAAGUUUGAGUCAAGCAAAAAAUAGUCGAUUCUAGAGAAAGAUUUGUGCCUUUGUGAGAAAAAAGAAUAAUCCCUAUGUGUCGGGUGCUGAAGCCUCCAUAUAUCAACUAGAUGUGUGGAUAACAUUAGAUUAUUCAAGGCUGUGGAGGCAGCAGAAGGCCCCAGGUUUGUUUGGGCUGAUCUGUCCAGAAAAUCGUCAAGCACACAGUUGAAGUCGCCACCUAUGAUCACAUGCGUAUCUGAGAGACUGGGCAGUAAAUUGAAGAUCUUACAGAAAAAAUCUGGGUCAUCAGAAUUAGGACCAUAUACAUUUAAAAGUGUGACAUGGUGUGAAUAAAUGUGGCCCGUCACUACAAUAUAUCUGCCAUUUGGGUCACACGUGGUGGAAACAUGUCUAAAUGGGAUAGUUUUGCUAAUCAAAAUAGCCACUCCACGAGCUUUACUGGAGAAUGUAGACUGGAAUAUUUGAUUGACCCAACGGCAUCUAAGCAACUUUGCUCUAGUGGGCUUAAUAUGAGUUUCCUGUAGGAAUAUAAUGUCUGCAGCUAAGGACUUCAAAUGAGAGAAUACUUUUGCCCUUUUAAUUGCAUGCCCUAAUCCACGGACAUUCCAGCUAGUAAAAGUAAUGCCACCACCUCUUAAAGAAAGACUAGGAUGCAUAUCUAAGUACAGUGAUGUGAACAUGUAACGCCCUUGAAACACACUGAUAACCGCAUAAAGGAGAACAACACAAAAAACACACACAUAAAAACUUGCCCCCCCGCCCCACUUUCCCAAACAAAGUGAGAACACGUUCCCCACAAAUAGGCUUAGAGGCUGCCGGACCAUAGGAAAAGAUAGUUUAGCUAAGCUAACAAAAGAGCCCUGUGCUCUCUCCAAAAUUAUUAACAUCAUUUAAACAACGUUCAUGAGAGUGUCCCAACCUGCGUGAUUGCAGGGAAAACAAACCCAAAAAAAGCCACAUAUCGAAAAAUAUAGCCAUCCAAAUCGCAUAUAAUGUUCAGGACAGAGACCCUGCAAACAGCACGGCUUCUUGUGAUGAGGUAAUUACCUGCUCCGAAUUACCCAGGGUAACCCUCAGCCGGGCUGGGUAGAUGAAACCAACCCUCGCACCAGCCUCCUUCAGCCUUUUACGCACAUCAUCAAACGCUUGUCGCUGUUUUAUCACCUCCACUGGCAAAUCGGGGAAGAAAUGGAUCGCCGCUUCGUUGUACUUCAGGGGGAAUUGUUGGCGAGAAAGCUGUAGUAUCUUCUCCUUGAUUUGGAAGUGGUGAAUCCUGGCUAUCAUUGCGCGCGGUCUCGCAUCCUCCACCGCAGACUGCUUCCCUAGACGGUGUGCUCGAUCCAAUAAACUUCUCCAGAAACUCAACAGGGCGAUUUUUCUCGAUCUUUUCAGGUAGGCCAACAAUUUUAAUAUUCUGAUGCCUAGAGCGAGCUUCCAGGUCAAUCACUUUUGAGCGGAGUGCAUGGUUUUCCGUCUGCAUUUGCAUACAGGCUUGUUCAACUUGUGAGAGGCGGAGAUCGUAGCUGGAAUUAGCUUCCUCGAUUUCAGUCAUACGGUUUCCAAGACUCACCAAAGACGCUUGAGUGGAUGCCAGGGUUGCCUCUAAUGUGUCAAAUCGAUCAGUCAUCGUUUUGUUCAUGCUCUCUAUUGCCAGAAGAAUGCUGCUCGACUCUGCAUAAGUGUCCUUGCUAGCCACCUGGUCCGUCAUGACAGGUGCUAGUGCUAGCCCCAGCUCCGGCGAGGGCUGAGUUUUAGUCUUGAUUGGGCUUUUAUCUUGCAGUUUUCCACGGUCAGUUUUCGCUUAUCGCAUCUCCCCGCUUUUAGUUGUUGACUGAAUCAAAAACAGGUCGAGUAAACUGGUGUAUUUUAAAUUAAAUACCGAAUUAUUUUAUAGCAUGGAGAGGAGCUCAAGAGAAACACGUCUACUCCAUCUGGUGCUCACUAGCGCCCCCCCCUUGCAGUAUGUUGAUGAUCUACUAAUUGCCAGUCCCACACAGGAGCAAUGUGAAACAAAUACGAUCGCUUUGCUGAGGCAUCUGGCUCGUGAGGGCCAUAAAGUCAGCCUCAGCUCACUACAGUUUGUACAACAAACUGUCACGUUUCUGGGUCAUGUCGUCACCAAAGAUGGGAAAUCCCUGUCUGAUAAGAGAGUAGAAGCUAUUGUUAACAUGCCAAAACCAUUGAUGAAGAAACAACUCAUGUCAUUCAUCGGCACAUGCUCUUUCUGUAGAACGUUCAUUCCUGACUUUGCUCUUCUUGAAGCCCCCUUAGGUGCUCUGUACCACGGCAAAUCACUCACUCCUCACUAACGUGUCGUUUAGACUCCAGAGGCAGACGAGGCAUUUGUCACACUGAAGAAGACGCUGCAGCAAUCUCCCACUCUUGCUCUCCCUAACCCUGACAGACCUUUGUUCAGGCUGUGGAUGAGAGAGACCGCUGCAUGACUUCCGUCCUCCUUCAGUCUCAAGAACAGAAGACCUCACAUCUCUCUGCUGCUCGCUGGCUGCGGUAUCACACUGUUCUUCAUGACAUGCCCAACAUCACAGUUAAAUGCUGUUCAACUUUGAACCCAGCCACACUUCUUCCGCUUCCAGAUGAUGAGGAAGAACACAACUGUGUGGCUGAACUUCAAGUCCAUUGUUCCCCACGACCUGACCUCUUUGACGAACCUCUUUUUAACUCUGACUUGAUUCUGUAUGUUGAUAGGUCCACCUCACGCGACCCUGUCUCUGGUACUUACUGUGUUGGUUUUUCUGAUUGUUCAGAUAGCGAAGACCUCGUCUCGAGUUCUCUUCCUCAUCACCUCUCAGCACAGGCAGUAGAGUUCAUCGCACUCAUGGAAGCAUGCAAACUGGCUACUGGUAAAACACUCACAGUCUACACUGACUCCAGAUAUGCAUUCGGUGUAACUCAUGAUUUUGGCGCCCUUUGGCAACACAGUAACUUCCUCACAUCCUCUGGUAAAAAGAUAGCACACCAUGGUCUCAUCACAGAUCUUCUAUCUGCCAUUUUGCUCUGAAAAACGGUGGCUGUAUGCAAAUGUGCUGCACACACACGUGCUACGGAUGUGGUGUCUUGGGGAAACGCCAAAGCAGACAAAGCGGCUAAACCUGCAGCUCGCUUACCACCUCCUCUUUCACACACACAAUUGGCUGCACUCACAUCGGACAUGUCCUCCUCUCUCUCUGCAGUACAGUCCACUGCUACUCCUCCUGAGAUCUCCCUAUGGAAGACGUCCGCUGCUAUUUUCCGAGCUGGUGUGUGCUAUGGUCCUGACAACAAACCCUGUUUGCCAAAAUAUUUCUUUCCCCAUAAUGCUAAGUUAUCUCAUGGCAAAGAUCACUUAUCUAAAAUGGGGAUGUUAUCUAUGAUUACAGAACAUUGGUUUACGAAAGGUUCCUCCACCUAUGCUCAAAAAUACUGUCAGGCAUGCGUAAUCUGCGCCACACACAAUGUUGGCAGGCCAGUGGCUGUAACCAGCCAGGCAGCACACCCACCACCUACUCGACCUUUUCAACAUUUGAUGAUGGACAUCAUAGAGCUGUCACCAUCAGAAGCAGUGUUAAUUUUGGCAGCUAUUUUUUAUUUAGUCUUAGUCUUUUGACGAAAAUGCAUAUUAGUUUUAAGUCACAUUUAGUCAUUUUUAUCCUUCUUAGUUUUAGUCUAGUUUUAACCGACGAAAACAAAUUACAUUUUAGUCUAGUUUUAGUCACAUUUAAUAGCCACAUUAAACUCCUUUUCUUCCCUUCUCAGGCCCAGGGACCCUGUAUUGUGUCUAAAACUGCAUACUCGCUUGCAGUACUUUGGUUGUCCAUUGGAUAUCCCUACCAGCAUAGGUCUAAAGCAGAGUAAUUUUUCCCCCUCUUCCCCCAAAUCCAAUUUGUCUGGAGCAACAAAACAUAUUUGAUAACAAAGCUAAUAAAGUUUAAUAUAAAGUUAUACUAUACUAAACUAUAGUUUGUUGCAUUUACGAAAUUAUAGAACGACAAUAAAGAAAACUCUUGACAUUCUAUUGCUAUUUGUACCUGUUACAACAAAGGAAAACACCGAACACUUAUGAAGAGAAGAAAAUACACAGGCAAGUGUCGGCCUACUUUGAAUUAAAUUAAACACAGAACUUUGUAGGGCUAUUUGAGUCCUCCCCGUAUUUGUGGGAAAUGUAUGAAAUAAGAAGUACCCUAUUUUGAAAUAAAUAAAAACAGAUAGCUGCCGCCUAAUAGCUUAAAAAUAUAUAUUUAGUUUUAAAUGUGAAAACAAAAAGUGAGAGCAGGUCAGGCUGGAGGCGAACACAGAAACUGAAACUCUGUACAAACCAACUGCAGCUUCUGCUCUGAUCAAGAAGCUGAGCAGCUGAGACCAGAGAAACUCUGUGUUUUCACUGUUUCCAUAGUUAAGUAGCAGCCGGUGAGUCAGUGAGCGGCUGCUCCACGUGAACGAGCUCUGAUCUCACUGUCUCUGAGCGAGUGAGCGGGGCGGGGGGUGGAGCCUCAGGACCGGUGCGCUAUCUGGGGCACACACACACACACACAGACACACACACUCACUCUCCCGCUCCUGAUACUUCAUGACGGCCUGAUACAAUGAUGUUUAAAAAAAUUAUUGAGACUUAGUCAACCACCAACCUUUUCGUCUCGUCUCGUCUCGUCAACGAAAGUUAAAAUAGAUUUAGUCAUAGUUUUCACACAGGUCUUGCAUGGACAAAAUUCCUGCCUCUGGUGCUGAUGUACAUGAGGAUGAGAAAACGAACCGGGUCUAAUCUUUCACCUUAUGAGAUUCUUUUUGCAACUCCUCCCCACAUUGGUGUGGCAUCUUCCGUCUUCUCCGCUUUCAUCCACAGACUUGUGUGAUGAUGACAUUUUGUCCUAUUGUGCUAACCUAACUUCGUCUCUUUCAGACAGGCGACUUCGUGGUGUUCAAGGACUUCCGGAGAAAGAAUUGGCGCUCACGCAGGUGGCAAGGGCCUUACCAGAUACUGCUCACAACCUACACAGCCGUGAAAGUUGCUGAAAGAGCCACCUGGAUCCACGCCAGCCAUUGCAAACGAGUACCAGCUCCAUCGGACCAGCUGACGCCCUCAACUGAAAGCACUCACACUGAUACACACUGAUAACUACACAAGCGUUCUGCCACAACACAGAAGAAAUUUGCCUGACAACUGAGACGAUGGACAGGCCACGGCCUUGGCAUCCAUUUCGACAUUCAGGGUUGUGUGGCCUCAGAGGCUCACUAUGUGUGUUAUCUAUGAUCUCCUUGAUUGUAGUUUUGCCCAUUAUUUUGUCUAGAAACACUCCUGUAAAAGCCUCUGAUGAUGUUACAGACUUCUCUUUUCCUGCAGUGUCCUUUCAGAACCAUCCAGCACAUGCAGAUUUGACCAGACACAAGAGAAGUGAUUCAGGUCCCCUGGAUCCAUACAGCGCUAAUUGGGCCCCGUCCUGGUUAGAAAGGAACUUAUGGUUUCAGCACAUAAAUUACACUGUUCAUACGUCAUUUGCCUCAUCUUGUUUGGCCUGUCAAGGUUAUAGAACUACGUUAACUCUUGUUUCUUUCCCUGAUAAUUGCACAUGUCAAUUCGAGGGACGGAGGGGCAAACCAGUUUGCCCCCUAGACUGCAUUAUUGUGCGCGCCUCUAGACAAACACGUUGGCACUAUAAUAGCACUCUCUUCAGUAACUGCCCUGACAUAUCACUUAGAACACCAACACCACCGCGGGCAGCCUCAACUAAGAUACUGAUUGCACCUAAUGCGACAUUUACCUGCUUCAAUCGGACCUACGGUAGCAUGAGUGUUGGUGCCACUUCAGUACCCUGUCACAUAAUUCACACCCUCUAUCGACCCAGAUCUGCUAGUAAUCCCCAGUCCUCCAAGGUUGGCCUGGAAAUCGAAGAGGAUGGCAGUUUUGGUAGAAGAUGGAAACGUGAUGCUUUUGAUGCUGGUAUUGAUCCGUAUCCUGAUUUGUAUUGGAUUUGUGAUGAUAUUAGACGUUCCCUCCCUGGUAAUUGGAAUGGUUUGUGUGUUAUAGCCAUGUUAGCUCAGGAAGUUCACAUUAUACCGAUUUCAGAAAAUGUUGUUAGUGAUCUGUCUGUUCUCCCUCCCCAGUCCCGCCACCAUAUCACCAAGCAUGCUGUGGUUCCCUUUGGCAGCUUUGAUAACGCCGUUACCUAAGAUGCCAUUGGUAUGCCCAGAGGCGUUCCUGAUGAAUAUAAGGCUCGCAACGAAAUUGCUAGUGGGUUUGUUCACCUGAUUCCGUUCAUUGGUGCUUCUAUUGAAGUUCAGAAGAACACAGAAUGGAUCAAUUAUAUUUACUACAAUCAGCAAUGUUUCAUUAACCAAACAACUGACGCUAUCAAAGGUCUUGCGGACCAAUUGUCCCCCACUUCCCUUGUGUCCUGGCAAAACAGGAUGGGACUGGAUUUAUUGUUUGCUGAAAGAGGUGGCAUAUGUUUCAUGUUCGGAGACGCUUGUUGUACCUACAUUCCUAACAACACGGCACCUGAUGGUUCUGUCUCCAGAGCCAUUAAUGCCUUAGAAUCCCUUAGUAAAGAAUGGACAGAGAAUUCCGGCGCUGCCCACCCAUUAGAUUGGCAGUCCGUACAGACAUUUUUCGAUAACUGGCAAGGCAUGCUUAUCUCUUUUGUCGCUAUAAUUGCUCUCUUCCUUGGUAUCUUUGCCCUCUGUGGAUGUUGUAUAAUUCCUUGCGUUCGUGGCCUCAUCACCCGUAUAGUUAAUGCAAGUCUAACUAAGACUAUGUUGUCAUAUCAGCCCAUACCCUCCUCUGUCGCUAAUGUUCCUGACUUAUUCCCCAUCCCUACUUACCUGGACACUGAUAGCACAGAUGAUUCUGAUGAUGAUACUCAAAUUUAGUUUUAUUUUACUAUUUUAAUUCUUAAUUUUCUUUUUAUGUUAUUUUCUCCCUCCAUAUUGCUUAUGUGUUUCUUAGUGAUUUCACGAGACAAAAACAGCUACUGCAAUAAUGCUUUCAACUUCAUAUUUUAUGAUGCCUUAAUUUAAAUCUCUGAAUUUUGAAGGUUGAUGUGUUACUUUAUGAAGUUUGUACAUACUUAAUUAUAUAUACAUACAUUCUGUCCGUCCUGGGUGAGGAAUCCCUCACAUGUGGCUCUCUCUAAGGUUUUACCCUGUGAAAAGGGAUUUUGGAUUAGUUUCCGCUUUAUGAGGGUUAAGGGCAGAAGAUGUCACACCAUGUUAAAGGCCUAUGAGACGAAUUGUGAUUUGUGAAUAUGGGCUAUACAAAUGAAAUCUGAUUGUUUGAUUGAUUAAUCAAUUUUACUUCCUGGCUUGAAUUUUAAAAAGGUUUUACUGGAUAUAUUUUCAACCUUAGAUAUACUAUAUAAUGACAUUUAACGUUUUAUUACAUUUUGUUACUUUUGCCAAUCAAUAAAGUAUAUUAGAUUUUGAUAAUGGCUAACGUGAUGAUGAUUUUGUUUGACCUGAUUUUCUUAUAUUUUCAUUGUAAAUGUUUGCUCAAUUACAGGAAAAGGAUUUUUUUUUUUUUCACAAAAACAGCAGUGGCUACUUAUUGUGGCCUCAUCGCCAGUGACUCUGUAUGUAGGAUUGCAUACUCGUCGAUUUUCUUCUAUGAUUUGAUGUUUGUUACUGAUGUUGAUUAUGAUUUUUCUUGAUUAUUUUUCGUUAGUGAUCAUAUUUUUUGAUGAUCAAAGGGGGGAGUGUAAUGGAAAAUAUCACUGACCAGUGUCUAAGGUAUUGGAAAUCCCCUUACUAGUUGUCUCACUGCUGUGAUACUGUCUACCUGACAGGAUGGAACCCUUAUUUGGUGAUGUUUUUCUUCUAACUGGUACCAGGGACGGUAUGGUGAUGUUUUACUUCUAACUGGUACCGGGGAUGAACGAACACAUCUGAUAAGACAUAGAUGAUGAUCUCAUGUCUUUCAAGUCUUUGAUGUCUUCUUUUUUUUAAUAUCAUCUCUCAUGUAACGCCUCUUUGUAUAAGUUCUGGCUUAUGUGACCUAUCAGCCAGUUGUUGUUAUUCCACUUUGAGCGCCUGUGCUUGUUGUAUAAACUCUGCAGAGCUUAUUAUUAUAAAGACUCAAAAGGAA
This is a messenger RNA of Pleuronectes platessa (European plaice), 12925 nucleotides long. RefSeq lists its product as uncharacterized. The record is from RefSeq and is a predicted model, not a curated record. NCBI's taxonomy places the organism in Eukaryota, Metazoa, Chordata, Actinopteri, Pleuronectiformes, Pleuronectidae. The transcript is spliced from 2 exons. The coding region runs from base 10018 to 11016 and encodes 332 amino acids.